Messenger RNA from Neoarius graeffei (lesser salmon catfish), 1529 nucleotides. RefSeq names its product serine/threonine-protein kinase D3-like. The transcript is spliced from 11 exons. Gene Ontology annotation, biological process: protein phosphorylation. Gene Ontology annotation, molecular function: protein serine/threonine kinase activity; ATP binding. The record is from RefSeq and is a predicted model, not a curated record. Lineage: Eukaryota; Metazoa; Chordata; Actinopteri; Siluriformes; Ariidae. Bases 27 to 1391 code for a protein of 454 amino acids.
CAUGUUUCAGCAGUAAUAUCCCCUUGAUGAGGGUGGUGCAGUCAGUUAAACAAACUAAGAGGAGAUCCAGUGGAAUAUUGAAGAAAGGCUGGCUGUUGCACCAUACCAAUGUAGAUACACUGAGAAAAAGGCACUACUGGGUUCUAGAUGGGAAAAGCAUCACACUGUACCAGAACGAGAACAGCAACAAGUACUACAAGGAGCUGCCUCUGUCUGAAGUGCUGCAGGUUCGAGGUUCAUCUCAGCUCACUGUUACUGUGCAGUCGGAUGACGCUGGUCAUUCAUUUGAGCUGCUGACGAGUUCUGUGGUCUACUGUGUGUUCACAAAUACAGAAGGAGCAGCCUGGGAGUCGGCCGUCAGACUCGCGCUCAUGCCUUUACAGAGCAUUGGCCUCAGCACAGCAGGGCCUGCAGAUGAUCGAGCCAUCAGUGAAGAAAUCCAGGAUAUUAGUUUGCUGUAUCAGGUUUUCUCUGAUGAAGUGUUGGGAUCAGGUCAGUUUGGAGUGGUGUACGGAGGUACUCACAGGCAGACGGGACGACCAGUAGCCAUUAAGGUCAUUGAUAAAACUCGCUUCCCGGCCAAGCAGGAGAGACAGAGCAAAAAUGAGGUGGCAAUACUGCAGAGUCUGUCCCAUCCUGGAGUCAUUGUACUCGAAGGCAUGUUUGAGACACCUGAGCGGACUUUUGUCAUCAUGGAGAAGCUCCAUAGCGACAUGCUGGAGAUGAUUCUGUCCAACGAGAACGGACGUCUUCCUGAACGCACCACACGCUUCCUUGUUAUGCAGAUUUUGGAGGCUCUGCGCUACCUGCACAUGAGACACAUCGCUCACUGUGACCUUAAACCUGAGAACGUGCUGCUUGCCUCACCAGAUCCUUUUCCUCAGGUGAAACUGUGUGACUUUGGUUUUGCGCGGCUCAUCGGUGAGAAGUCUUUCCGGCGCUCGGUGGUGGGUAUGCCGGCGUAUCUUGCCCCCGAGGUGAUCAGCAGCCAUGGCUAUAACCGCUCCCUGGACAUGUGGGCUGCAGGGGUGAUCCUGUAUGUCAGCCUGAGCGGCACGUUUCCCUUCAACGAGGAUGAAGACAUUCACCAGCAGAUCACUAACGCUGCCUUCAUGUACCCACGUCAUCUGUGGGCCCUCAUUUCUCUCGAGGCGGUGAGUUUGAUUAAUAACCUGCUGCAGGUGGUGGUGCGCCGCAGGUUCAGUGUGGGGAAAGCUAUGGGACACCCCUGGCUCCAGAACUUCCAACUGUGGUGUGACCUGCGUCAGUUUGAGCAGCGUCUGGGUUGCCGUUACCUCACUCAUGACUCGGAUGAUGAGCACUGGAGAUGCCACGCUCAGGAGAAAGGCCUCAGUCUCCCUCCACAUCUACAGACAGAGCAGGGACACUAACACACGUACACUGGACACCUCAGUUUGAUCAGGAGACCUGUGACUGUGGCGUGUGGACUGUACAGAAUCCAGUGCCCUGAUGUGAUGUACAUUUUAUGCACACUGACUAUUUUUAAUAAAAUGAUGCAAAACUCUGGA